This is a messenger RNA of Gadus macrocephalus (Pacific cod), 3834 nucleotides long. Its product is annotated as zinc finger CCCH domain-containing protein 7B-like. NCBI's taxonomy places the organism in Eukaryota, Metazoa, Chordata, Actinopteri, Gadiformes, Gadidae. Gene Ontology annotation, biological process: miRNA processing. Gene Ontology annotation, molecular function: miRNA binding; protein binding; metal ion binding. Bases 39 to 3566 code for a protein of 1175 amino acids. The transcript has 25 exons. The record is from RefSeq and is a predicted model, not a curated record.
GCCGAGGCGCGCAGCCAGGGGGAGCGGCAGGAAGACGCAUGACAGCAGAGCUGGGAAACGAAACUAGGGAAGACAACCCCAGAAAAACACACGUAAAGUACCUGAGGAGUUGCUAUUCCGGAUCUCGCGUCUGCCCUGAUGGUCAGCCUCCCGUCGUAUGGUCCAGUCGUCCGCUGAACAUCUUGGUCGGAGCGCCUGAACUUGUGGACCUCGGAAGAAGCGACAUGUGUGUUUUGUUGUGUAUAAGGCUGUUUCUACAUCGAGCUCUUAUUCCUCAGUGUUCAAAGAUGGACCCGGAGAGACAGAAACGAAAGAAGGAGAUAAAGAAAGCUAUGGCCUUCAUAGAGUCUACUCUUGCUUAUCCAGACCCGAACAGCUGCGAGGUCAUCGUGUCCCAGCUGGUGUUCAACCUGCUGUCGGAGGGCAACGCGCUGUUCAGGGAGGGGGCGUGGCCCGCGGCGGCGGUCCAGUUCAGCGAGGCUCUGGGCGUGGUGCGUUACGCCGCCUCGGAGGAGAUGGACGUCCCCCCCGCCCUGGUGGAGAGCCUGUACGUCAACCGGGCCACGGUGUACCACCGCAUGGGUGAGUUUGCGUGUGGUGUGGCGGACUGCGACCAGGCCCUGGGGGUGAACGAGGGCAGCAGCAAGGCGCUGUUCCGGAAGGCGCUGUGCCUGAAGGAGCUGGGGCGGCACCGGGAGGCGUACGACUGCACCACCGACUGCCUGCUGCUGGACCACCCGGAUAAGCAGGUGGGCGAGCUGGCCCAGGAGCUGGCUCUGAGUCUGGGUCUGAGGAACAGGAAGGCCUACGUGACGACCCAGAAGGGGAACGUUGUCAGGAACGUUGUUGGGAACGGUUUGGGGAACGGUUUGGGAACGGGAGUCCAUCAUACGGCACAGCCCAUUUUUCUCCCAGCAUGCUCCGCUCGGCCUCAGCCCAGCCCAGCAGCCCCGCCCCCACCUUCACAGGCCCUGCCCCACGGGCCCAGCCCCCAAGGGCCCGCCCCCAAUGGCCCCGCCCCCAAGAGCCCCGCCCCCAAUGGCCCUGCCCUCAGAGGCCCCGCCCCCACGGGCCUCACAGGCCCUGCCCCCACGGGCCCCGCCCUCACAGCCCUGCCCCCGGGGCCCCGCCCACAGGGCCCCUGCCCCCACUGGCUCCGCCCCCACGCCCCCCCCGGGGGCCGCCCCCGACCGCUGGAGGACUUCGAUCUGACGGGGGAGGACCUGGACAGCCUGCUGGACGGCCUCCCUCCCCAGCCUGGACCAAUGGGAGGGCAUCAUGCCGGACCCCCGACCGACCUCCGACCGGCACCGGGCCGUAGGGUCGACCGUCACCCUGGACAGGGGCCCUUCACAGAGAGCCUGGACACCCUGGACCAGCUAGACCCGAGGGGGACCCUGGACCAGCUGGACCAGCUGGACUCCCUGGACCAGCUGGACUCCCUAGACCAGGGGACCCUGGACCAGCUGGACUCCCUGGACCAGCUGGACUCCCUGGACCAGAUGGACCAGCUGGAUGACUUCGAGGUGGUCCAGCGGCGAGGCGGUGGUCCUGGACGGCUCCUGGACCAGGUCCUGGAUGGGUCCCUGGACCAGGUCCUGGCCGGGUCCUUGGACCAGGUCCUGGACGGGUCCCUGGACCAGGUCCUGGAGAGCCUGCAGGGCGCCUCGGAUUCGGAGCCCCAGGCUGGAGGUCUCCCCAGGUCCCUGGACGUCCUGGACUCCUUCUCCCCCCUGGAAGGGGGGAGGAAGGAGUCGACCCCACAGAAGGAGUCGACCCCACAGACCCGGCGCCAAGUCGUCCCCAAAGCCUUCUGCCAAACCAGCCCUAAAAAGGGAACCAAAGCUUGGAACCCGCUGGACUCCACCCACAUGUUCCUGAGGGCCUGCUCCGUCUGUUACUCCCGAUCAGGGCGCUCGGUCUACUCCUUCGUCCACACCCCCGAGCUGGUCCAUGACUGCCGGCAGGACCUCCUGCUGGGCCGGCGGCGGGACGGCCCCUCCCCCGCCUGGACCCGGGUGCGGCCCCUCCCCCUCACCCGACCCUUCACCGGGAAGUUCAUGCUGUGCAAGGAGCUGCUGAACUCCGGCGUGGUGGGGCUCUGCAAGUACGGCGAGAUGUGCACCUUCGCCUUCAACCAGCUGGAGGUGGAGGUGUGGACGGAGGAGAAGAGCGGCGCGCUGGACCGCGGAUGGCUGUUUGGGCCGCGGGCCCCCGGGGGCCCCCCAGGGGCCCGCGUGGCGCAGCUCCUCCAGGAGCACAACGGCAGCUUCCUGUUCCUGUGUGAGAAAUGUUAUGACGGUAAGCCCCGCAUCACCAGCCAGCGUUCCCGUGACGACGGCGUCUCCUGCUCCAACCCCGACGCGCGCCACGACUUCAACACCAACAGGUGCCUGGUGUACGUCACGGGCCCCGGUGGCAGUGUGGGCUACAGGAAGGUGCGGGCCCUGGCCCCCGACCACUGCAUGGAGCUCUGCCGCCACGCGGCGCGAUACGGCUGCCAGCUGGAGGACGACUGCCUGUUCGCCCACUCCCCGCUGGAGCUGAAGACCUGGGCCCUGCAGCGCACCUCGGGUAUCAGCCCCGAGGAGAUCGUGGCCUCGUCCGUCAAGUAUCACGGGGAGCGAGAGCUGGACACAAAGAGGAAAAACCCCCUGUCCCCCAGAGGGCCCGUGGGGGGGGCCGAUGGGGCUGGGGGGGGUGUCAGCAAACCGAAGGCUGGGGGGGGCAGCCAGGGCCUGAACCUCAGGCUGCGGUUCAUCUGCGGGCGCUGCUGGCACCACGGCCUGAUCACGGAGCCCGACAAGGCCCUGAAGUACUGCACGGCCAGGGGCCGGCACAGCUGGACUAAGGAGGGGCGCGUCCUGUUGGUCAUGUCUCCAGAGAGGCACAAGUGGGUGCAGGUCCGACAGCUGCCCUCCGCCAAGAACUACCCCUUCCAGUACGAUAUCUGUGGCCAGAUCCAAAGAAGCGGGAAGUGCAACUACACAGGAAACUGCACCUUCGCCCACAGCGAGGAGGAGAAGGAGCUGUGGACCUACAUGAAGAACAACGGCCUGAGGGACGUCCAGCAGAUCUACGAGGUCUGGCUGAGCGUGGCGCGCCUCGGGAAACAGACCGCCGACGCCCCGCCCCGCCCCCCCGCAGCCACCGCCGCCGCCGCCGCCGCCGACAACAAGAACAUCGUCAUGCCGACCGACUACGCUGAGCCAAUGAGCGGCUUCUACUGCCGUCUGUGCGGGCGCCAAAGCAACAGCGAGCGCCAGUGGCAGCAUCACAUCGCCACGGAGAAACACAAGGACCGCGUGUUCAGCGCCGAGGGGGAGGAGCUUAGCCUGAGCUGGAGCCACCGCUUCCCCGGGCUGCACUUUGCCCUGUGCCCCAGGCUGGACAGCGGCUGUGCGGAGGGCGUGUGCUGUGACUCCGCCCACAGCCCCGAGGAGCUCCAGGAGUGGCUGCGGAGGCGGAGCUUCCUGCGCAGGAGGCUGGCCCAAGCCCGCGAGGAGCUGCUCAUCCUGCCCGACGACGCAGACUUCGGGAAGUUCAACUUCCUCCUGCAGGACUGAGGAGCGGGCGCCGGUCAGGGGGUCCGGGGUCCGGGGGUCAGGGGGGGUCAGGGGGGCCGAGGGGAGGAGCUCUGCAUCGGUUUCAGUUCACGGAUACUCCGGACCUCUCCGUGUCUGAGGCUCUCAGGGGGGGCCGGCUUAUGGAGGCAGUCUUUGGGGAUUCGAGUUAUUGUGAGAAGGCUUCUGCGCACGGGUCUGAACGUUGUUGUGAACGGCUGAUCACAGAGCGGGUCAGGGUCGGGGGUCGGGGGGUCGAGGGUCGGGGGGG